This is a messenger RNA of Hermetia illucens (black soldier fly), 405 nucleotides long. RefSeq names its product protein GVQW3-like. The record is from RefSeq and is a predicted model, not a curated record. NCBI's taxonomy places the organism in Eukaryota, Metazoa, Arthropoda, Insecta, Diptera, Stratiomyidae. The transcript is spliced from 2 exons. Bases 1 to 405 code for a protein of 134 amino acids.
AUGGAAAAAAUCGAGUAUCGAGCUGUCAUUAAAUAUUUGUUUUUGAAAGGCAAUACGCCUACGCAAAUCAAAGCUGAAUUUAAACGUGGCCGUACAAGCUUGGGAGACGAUGAAGGUUCGGGACGUCCAAAAACUGGAACCACUGACGAUAACCAAAUGGUCCCAAACGACCGUCGAAUUAAAGUGAGAGAUACAGCAGAUGCUAUGAAUAUGUCAAAAGAACGUGUUUGUCACAUAUGGAAUGAAGAUUUAGGUAUGAAAAAGCUGCCCGCGCGUUGGGUGCCGCGUUUGCUCACGUUAGACCAAAUACGUGAUCGAAUGAACAUUUCCAACGCUCUGUUGGCGAGACUUAAGUGCAAUAAGUCAGAAUUUUGGCGAAGAGUAAUGGCUGUUGAUGAAACUUAG